GUACCUGCGACCUGUGGUGUUGACAUUUGUUUGACUAGUCUCAGACUAGUACCUGUGACCAGUGGUGUUGACAACUGUUUGACUAGUCUCAGAUUAGUACCUGUGACCAAUGCAGUUCAGUGUCGUUGACAACUGUUUGACUAGUCUCAGACUAGUACCUGUGACCAGUGGUGAUAACAACUGUUUGACUAGUCUCAGACUAGUACCUGUGACCAAUGCAGUUCAGUGUCGUUGACAACUAUUUGACUAGUCUCAGACUAGUACCUGUGACCAGUGGUGUUGACAACUGUUUGACUAGUCUCAGACUAGUACCUAUGACCAAUGCAGUUCAGUAGUGUUCACAACUGUUUGAGUAGUUUCAGACUAGUACCGGUACCUGAAUGAUAUUUAGUGGUGAUUACAACUGUUUGACUAGUCUCGGACUAGUACCUGUGACCAGUGGUGUUCAGUCGUGUUGACAACUGUUUGACUAGUCCCAGUUUACUGGCUAUAUAACCUGCAUCUCAUUAAUGUGUACAACUUGACUAGCCUCAGAGCAGUAGCUGCAGCUGAAACUGACAGCCAACUGGCUUUGUUUCCAACCAUGACCAGGAAAUAGGAGAGAACUGUUGAGAAGCCAUAGUUGGUCGUUUGGAGAUACUCUGAUUUACUGUUUGUCAUCAGCAUGGUCAAAAAAGACUUGAAACAAAUAUUGCAUUGGACAUGUUGGAAGAUAAAACAUUCAAGUUUGGAACCUGUCUGGCAGUGAUUGGGAUCAUUGUCAGACUAAGCUACACAGAGAAAAAAGUUUGAGAUUUUUCAUUUUUCGAUGUUCAUCAUUGCAAGAACUUAUCACUGAAGAAUUGUUAUCAGGCUCCAUGCUGUUAUGUUUGGCCAAAUUCAGGGAUUCAGUAGGAUUCCCAGUUAAAUCCAGUAAGGACUUGUGAACUGCCCCUUUCAACAUUCAAUAGAGGAAAUUCUUUAGUGGAGUGGUGAAAUUCUAAGCAUGGAUUCACGGUGGAAGUAGGCAGUGUUGUCUAAUAAUACUUGGUAUCGAUGUGAAAUAUUCAUGUAGAGUUCAUGUAGGUAAAUGUGAAGGUUUGAGUCAAGGUAAUGUGACAUUUGCAAUUCAUGAGCUGCCAGUGAGAUGGAAACGUUUUGUGGUCGAUUUGGAGAUACAUGCUUCUGCUACUGCUGAGGGGAUGUCAACUAAAUUCAGUGCCAACCCAGAUCUGCUGCCGAGAUCAUACAUUUGGCAAUCACCGGAAAUAUCAAGAUGGAUCCAUUCCUGUGGUAACAAAACAGAACAAUGGGCGGAUGUCUCCAAUCAGAGCUCGCACCAUGAAGGAGUACGACCAGCAAAUUGCAGAGCUGAAGAAGGAGAAUUUCAGUCUGAAGCUGCGAAUCUACUUCCUGGAGGAACGUAUGCAGCAGAAAUUUGGGGAUGGGGAGGAUGUCUUCAAAACAAACAUAGAGCUGAAGGUCCAAGUGGAGAGUCUGAAGAAGGAGCUAAUGGACAAACAGGAGCUGCUCAAGAAGGCCAGCACGGCCAUGGAGAGCCUGACCAGCAACCAUGAAACAGAACUGAACCAGAUCCGCAGUCAGAUGCAGCAGGAGAGGAAUAGGGAGUCAGUGCCGCUGUUGGAGGAGUUGCGAGAGACGCAGCAGAAGAUGAGGAUGAUGGAGCAUGAGCUUCAGCUCCACAUGGAUUCUCUCAACACAGCACACGCCGCCGCCCACAAACACACUCAGGAAGUACAGAAACUCCAAGAGAUGGUGGAUGCCAAAGAAAAAGACAUAGGGGAACUUUCUGGGAAACUGGAGGCAGAAGCUGAACGAGCACAUCAGUUGGACACCAGACUGUCAGAGACUGGCCAUGAGAGACAGGACCUGCAGGGCAGACUGGACCAUCUGCAGAAGGAGCUUGACCGACGUGACCGAGACAUGCUGCAACUGUCUAGCGCCCUGAAGGAAGCCCGCACUGUGGACUCCGACUCCUUCUUGGCUCAGAACCACCUCCAGGAUGUGGUGGACGACCAACAAGAGAAUCUGGGCAAACUCCAGGACAGGCUGGACAACCUGCAGAGUCAGUUACAGGAUAAAGACAACACCAUAGGGAAACUUGAAGAUGCCUUGAGGGACAAAGACGAGAAAAAUAAGGACCUGGAAAAUAAACUCCGCCCUCUGGAACGAGACAUCAGCCGUCUUGAGGAGAACAGUCUCAAGAGGGACAAGACCAUACAGGGGCUGGUGGUCGCCCUGCACGACAAGAACAAGGAGUCGGCCACCCUGGAGGAGCACCUGCUGAAAUCGGAGGAAGACUUGAAGAAACUCCGAGCAGAGCUACAUGAAGCCAGGAUGGCAAGACACCAGGCCGAGGAGACCUUUCAGACAGACAUGGACGGCACUGAUGCUAAAAUAGCCCGGCUUGAGCAAACUCUACGAGAAAAUGAACUCCAGCUUGAGAAUCUGAUGCGUGCUCUGGGCAAGAAGGAUGGUGAGCUGGGCAACUUCAAGGACUUGCUGGGCAAGGCAGAGAAUGCCCUCCAACAGAGUGAAAAGUCCCUCGAGACUCUCCAGGAGCAGCUGCAGCAGGAGAGAGACCAGGCCCAGGACAGACUGGACGGACAGGCACAUCACUACAAGCGUCUGCUGGAUGAUGCACAGAACGAGGUGAAGAUGAAGGGAGACUUGCUGAAGGUCCUGGAGGAUAGACUAAAGGACAAGGACAAGCAGCUGCAGGAGUAUGUCGGACUUCUGUCCCAGGACGGCCAGGUUGGUGUGGGCGACCUGCACAAGGCUCUGGCAGAGAAGAACCAAGAGUUGAGGAACUUGAAGCAGAAGUUGGCAGGGCAUGACGCCGACUUGGAGGACACCAAACGCCAGCUGAAGGCAGCAGAAGACGCCCUGCAGGCACUUGAUGGUGAGACAGGGGACAGAGACAGUUACGUCCGACAACUGACAGGACAACUCAGGACAGCACAGCAGGAACUUGAGGCUGCUGUGGACGGUCAAGCAAGGAUGAUGGAGGACAAGCGGAGGGCUGUCAAACACCUGGAGGCACUAUUGGCUGACAAGGAUGCAGCACUACAGGAUGCACUGGAGUACAACGGUGGUGAUGGCAGUCGUCUCCGUCUUCUCCGGGAUCAGCUGCGAGAGAAGGACAAGCUCCUUGAGGAGCUGAUGGCAGAGAAGAACCGGAGUGUCCUGGAGAGUGAACGUGCCAACCGCAACCUUCUGCACGAGUUGAAGGAGAGGCAGAGUGGCACCGAUGACAUGAAGCUGUACCAGCUUCUGGCAGAGCAGCUGCAGGAGAUUCGACACCUCAGUGACAUGCUGCUGAAGGAGAAACAGAUCUUCAUCACCCUUAACCAGGAGGGUAGGACCAGCACAGCCAGUGAUGUGCCGCAGCCAGACCGUUCCGAGGCCUUCCUGACAGAACUGGGGGCAGUGCAAGCCUUGAGGCAGCAGUUGCAGGAGGGCGUCGAGAGGAACAACAACCUCCGUGUCAUCCUUGAGCACCAGAUCACCGGACCAGCACCAGCUCCGCCUCCUGGACACUCCACCUCAGACAACCACUAUUCAUCAUCAACUACUGAAGAACGGCACCACACCAACAGCACACAUCACAGUCCCAUCUGGGAUGAUGGUGGUAGUUCUCUGAGGACAAGGUCACAGUUUGUGGAUGCCCAGACGUCACCUGUCCCCAAUGGGCCGAGUCCCGGUGAGAGUGGUUACCACGAUCUAACAGACGCUCACUCGUCACCAUUCCACCGAGUCAGCACGCAUGACCAGGCAGUGUCUGCAUCUCCAGACAUAGACCACCAUGAGGUGCAGUGUUCCGCAACAGGAAGGGAUCUCCUGCCAGAAGGGCAGACAACUGUGGGUUCUGGCAUCACCAAGUGUGUAGGGACUUCCCCCUGGGCAGACCAUCGCAGUGUUCAAACGUCACCUCAUCGUCCUUACAGCACACAGAAUAGAUCAACAUUGACGUCACCACAUGCAACAUAUCACAGUGUUCAAACUUCUCCGCUAGCCCCCAACAGAACUGUGUCUCCAGAAACCAGGUUAUCAUCGGGGUCUGAGAACAAACGACCAGUCCACCGAUCUCCACCAUCUUACAACGAUGUUCAAACAUCACCCAUUGCCACGUUGAACAAUUCUGUGUCACCAAUAGGAAUCUUACCAACGACAGAAGCCUCUAGUAUUGACUCAGAAUCUUUGUCCAAAAUGUCGUCCUCGAUGUUACGAAAGUUGGUGCAGCAGCUGCAGGAGGAUCUGGUGGCUGCUCUGAAACAGAACAAUGACCUCCAGGGGCAGGUGUUUGGAGAGUGUGAGACACGUGAGAUACCAGGACGCAAUGAGGCAGACCCAACCGUCGCAGACUUCCAGCAGAUGCAGCAACAGAUAGAUGAGCUAAGGUCAUCAGUAGACCGAAGGGACAAGGAAAAUGAUGUACUCCGAUCUCAUUUAGGUCUGGAUCAGGACACCCAGAUUGAUUCCCGGGAUUUGCCCUACUUGCAUGACCUUCAAAAUGAGCUGCACAAACUGAAGGCACAACUCAAGGAGGUUCUCCAUGCUAACGAACUGCUCAAGAAGCAGAUUAACAUCAGUAGUCAGACAGAUGACUACCCUGCAGGGUUCAACCCAAGUCUGAUUAUUGACAUGGCAAGGGAGCUUGAGGCAUUGAAAUCAGAGCUUGAAAAAUCCAGGAAGCUCAUUGCAGAGCAGAAGAGAGUGACAUUUGAUACAAAUGGAGUGAAAUCUUCCAGAAUUCCAAGUUGGAAUGAUGAUGCGUGUCAUUCAGAAUUAGGUAUGAUUGACGGUGCAUCGAACUCCAGUGGGAUGGGAUCAGGAGUGUCACACAGCAGCAACCAGUCAGUCAAGAACCAUGGUAGAAAGGGCUCUCAGAUUCCUCGGCUGAAGAACCACCAGCCAGUGACAUCAAACACCACCCAUGAGAAUCAUCCUGUGAUCCUCCAGAGGCAGCUGCAGGAUGCUGCAGACCACAUCAAGCAGCUGGAGAAGACCCUGGCUGCGACGGAGGAAACAGUCAGGUACCAGUCUCAGAAAGUCAAGUACUACAGGGGACUACUGAAGGAUGCUGGAAUUGUGCCUCUGCAGGACUCUCGGUCACAGAGCGAGACCUGCCUCACCAGACUGUCCGGGAACAAGUCAUGGACAGGCUCAGUGGAGAACCUGGCUGCUAGGAAUACUCAGGAUGGAUUGAGUCCAGUGAGGGUUUUAAGUCUGGAGUCUGUGAAGGAAUAUGGCAACACAGACAAUGUGUAUGAGUUGAAGCAUCAGAUCAAGGACAUGCAGGAGAAGCUGGAGAAGUCCCUGGGGCUGAGUCACCGAUACAACAGUGCAUCGGGCAGCAGUGAGAGACUGGCCAGUCCAGCAAGGAGGUCCUUGUCUCCUUCUUUAGGAAAGUUCCGCACUCAGUCGACAGACAAUGUCGCUCAAGUGUGUCAGAUGUCUGGAAGUCUGGAGAAGCUUCAGAGACAAGUUUGGAGUCUGGAAUCUCAGCUCCAGGAAAGCAAGAAGCUCAAUUCAGAUCUGCAGCUGAGGCUGAAAGAGUUACAGAACUCACAACCAGGCAAGGGUGUUAACAGUCAUCCCGUCCGACAACCCAGCCUUGCUGAUCGAGGAACGUCACCACUGUCAAACAAGGAAAAUUAUCCAUCUUCUCGAGGAGGCAGUGAUAUUCCAGCCUUGCAGACAGACUCAGGGGAGGACUACAGGCAUGAAAUCGCAUCUCUCCGUAAGCAGCUACAGGACAGUCAGAAUGUCAACACGCUGCUCAAGGACGAGCUGGAGGAGCUGAGUCACUUCCUGUCGGAGCUGAUGGUGCAUGACCAAAAUGGACACAGCUCUGAUGUCGGACUGGCUGACAUCAACAGCAUCAGGUCAAAGCUAAAUCAAAGUCUGGAUGUCUUGAGAACAACUACCUCAGACAUUUCAGUACUAGAGCCCCAGUCUGGGCGAGGCAGGGCGGCAGGGGGCGUGGCCACCAGUAUGUCCGACUCCUUCCUCCAUGGCAAGUACCAGGAAGCUCUCCACAGCAACCAACAGCUGCGACAUCAGCUGGCACAGCUUCAGGACAUGUACCAGAAGAACUUGCAUUCCAAGACAGCCGAAGUUCGUCAACUUCAGCAAAUCUCCGAGAGGUUCCAACAGGAACUAGAAGCAGCUGGGAAACUCCGCGUUGGUGAGGCAGACGGAAGUCCACUGUCUCAGAAACGUGUUUCAGCUGUUCGGAAACUGGGAGGUUCUGACACCCUUGACUCCAGCAGUCCUUGUGACGGUCUUCCACAACCCUCCUUCCCCCCACUGUCUCGGGUCCCUGCUGGGCUCUGUAAGAGUGGCAGCAUGGAGUCUGAUGAUAUAGCAGACAUACACAAGCAGACGGAUGAGAACUAUGGGCGGCCAUUACGUGACUCUGCUGGUGACUCCUGUGUGGAGCAGCUGAGGCAGAGUACUGGCAGUGAUGACAGGCAAGAUACACUGGGUCUGGAGCUCGGUGGCGAGGAAGACUUGGAGAGGAUGAGGCACAGAACUGGUAGUGAUAACAGGAGGGACACUCUUGGCCUGGAGCUCGGAGUGGAGAAGGACGAUGUCCUUGAGAGGAUGCGACACCGGACAGCCAGUGGAGCAACUAAUGAACUGUCUUCUGUCCACUCAGCUGGUGGAGAUAUGUCAGUGUUUAAAUCACCCAAAAGUAUCAGUCCAGAGAAAUUAUCAUUCCAGAGAAAGGUGAUGGAGAGAGAUAGUGUAGACUUCCCCUUGUAUUCCAACCAGUCCGGACUGAGGUUCUGUGAUAUGACGCUCAACCCGUCUCUGGAGGACCGGACAGAGGAGGCACGGGACUUCAUGGACAGUUCAGGGACAACCAGUAAGAAGUCCACUACAUUCAAGAUGUCCGACUGUGAUAGUGACUUGGUGAGUUCCAGGGAGCGCAGUCAGACACCACUAAACAAUGUGGGACAGCUACAGGCCCGGUUAGGUGCCAUGGAAGAUCUCAACAAGACUCUCAAAGAUGAACUGAGUAUCUAUGAGACUUUGUGUAAAUCUUUUGGCAUCCAGAACACCCCACAGAAGUCUCAAGGAGAGGCAACAUCUCCUGUAAAGACAAAUAUAGAUUCACUGUCCCUGCGAGAGCAUCUGGUCGAGAUCCGAGCCAUGAGACAGAAGCUGGAGCAGGGUCUGGAGCAUAGUGACAGGAUGAGGGAUGAGCUGCUCAGCCGCCUGGAGAAGGCUGGAGGUUAUUUACACCACGACUGUGACCUGAAGGUGCAUGAGCUGGAGCGCACCAUCCAGCAGCUGCAGCAGAAGCUGGCCGCCUCUCACACCAACGUCACCGAGAAGAUCUACAUCAUUGACGAGCAUGAGAAGGUGAUCCAGAACACCAGGGUCAUCAUCGAACGACAGCGGCAGGAGAUGGACGAGAAGGAGAAGGUGAUAGAGAAGCUGAGACGCAACAUGGAAGAGACGCAGUCAGUGAUGGGGAGGCAUAAGAAGGAGCUUGCUGAGAAGGACAAGGUUAUUGAAAGUAUGAGGCACAAAGUGGAAGAAUCACAGCAUGCGACAGCCAAACACAAGAAGGAGCUUGCAGAGAAGGAGAAGACGAUCAUGGAAAGGGAGAAGACAAUAUCAGAGCGGAACAGACCAUCAGUGAGCGGGAGCAGACGUAUCAGAGGCUGCAGCAGAAGAAGGAGAAGAUGGAGGCCAUGUUGAAGAAAGCUUCGAAGGAGAUCAAGAGAUUGAACCUUGAGGUGGGAGACUUGAGGGACAGAGAGGAGGAGAAGGCAGAGCUGAACAAGACUCUGCGACUGGAGCUUCAGCGUGUAUGAGAAACUGCAAGGUGGUGAGCAAGAGAACCGACGAGAAGUCCUGCAUCCGGGAGCUGCUGACAGAGAUCCGAGGCUGAGGGUCCAGCUGGAACGAAGCAUCGAUGCCAAUGACACCCUGCGAUCCAAACUGGAGGAGAUCCUCCGACAACAGCUCCAACAACAGCAGCAGCAACAGCGCAACAAGAGCCCCACUGGUUCUCACACCACUGAUGCACCAGAUGGACGACCCAGCCCCGAGUCUACGUUGAGACCAGAGAGGAAGUCUGAUUCCAAGACGAAAGACACGUACAUUCGAACGUACCGAUCAGACAAAGAGUACAAGUACAGUGUAAUCACCCGUGAGGCAGGUCUCCAUGAAG
Messenger RNA from Haliotis rubra (blacklip abalone), 8191 nucleotides. Its product is annotated as centrosome-associated protein CEP250-like. Bases 1159 to 7716 code for a protein of 2185 amino acids. Gene Ontology annotation, cellular component: microtubule organizing center. The transcript has 32 exons. The record is from RefSeq and is a predicted model, not a curated record. Lineage: Eukaryota; Metazoa; Mollusca; Gastropoda; Lepetellida; Haliotidae.